AUGUUUGGCAAAGAAGACGGAAAACUUGAAAGCCUCAAGGAGAAAGUCCGGGCUAUUCUACCAACAAAUGACUCUGAUUCUAAAUCAAAAGAUUAUGAAACCGACUCCAUAAGAACAUUGUAUGCUCAAUCUUCUAGACGGAGGGCAGCAAGUACACCGGCUCCUUACAAUGGUAUUCCUGCACCUUAG
This is a messenger RNA of Penicillium angulare, 189 nucleotides long. RefSeq lists its product as uncharacterized. The transcript is spliced from 2 exons. Lineage: Eukaryota; Fungi; Ascomycota; Eurotiomycetes; Eurotiales; Aspergillaceae. The record is from RefSeq and is a predicted model, not a curated record. The coding region runs from base 1 to 189 and encodes 62 amino acids.